CAGUAGUCAAUAUUUAUCUAUCCUCGGCGAAGAAGAAAUAAGCAGCUUAAAACAACACUUUUAAAUUUAUGGCUAAGAAAAUAAUUGUUUUCCUUUAAAAUUUACUUGUGAAUAUAAGCCGUUUAUAGAAAUACAAUAUAAUGUGGUUUAAUUUAACCUGUUAAGCUGUGACUUUGGUGUUUGGUGAACAUAGUGUCGAAUUUUUCUUGUAACGCGCUAUAUGCUCAUUGAAAAAACUGGUCUAGUUUUUUGUUUUGCAGACAUUAAAUAAAAAAAACCAAUAAUGGAACCUGAUACAAUUAAAGAAAGUGCUACUAAGUUGAAAGAUUUGAUACAAAUUCAAGUUGAUGAUGAUGAGAUAGAAAAAAGAAUAUCUACAUUUAUUGAAAGAAAACGGAAAGAAGCGAAUGAAUUAAAUGUACAAGAGUUUUGUGGUCAUCAACUGAUUUCAGAGGAUGAUCCCGCUUACAAUGUAAUAGAAAGCUGUGCUCGAGUGGAUGCUGUUGUUAUUCCUCGAUUAGGAAGCAAGAGUAGAAUAAAGAUUUCAAGAGUUGAAAACAGAUAUGGACCACAGACAAAGAGUGCUCACAAAAAGAUAAAAGUUGAACCGGGUUUGCCGACAGCACAAAACAGUAUUACUGAUUCUCUGGAAGAAAGGCUAAGAAAUAUGGAAUCUCAUUUAAAAAUGGAAGAUUGUAGUGGAAAAACUGCUUUUCAGCGAAUAAAGGCGUUGGAAGACAAAAUCCUGUAUUUAGAAGGAAUGUCUCCAGAAUACUUUAAUUUAUCUGGGGCAAGUUAUACAUCACCAAAAAAGAAGAUGGACCAAGAAAUAGAGAAACUAUAUUCAAACUGGAGUGUUGAUGAUAUACAGAAAAGGAUACAAGCCUUGAAAGAAACUCUAAAAAGUAAAAGCAAGUCUGCCUCUUAAGAAAAUAAAGCAAAACGCUAAAAACAAUGCUACUAAAGUUUCACUUUAUUGUGAUAUGGUAUUAUUCUAAGUUAUCAAGAUGUUUCAUUCAAAAUUGUCUUAAUUAAAUCUAUGGUUAAUUCAA
Parasteatoda tepidariorum (common house spider) is the source of this 1052-nucleotide messenger RNA. RefSeq names its product MAP3K12-binding inhibitory protein 1. Lineage: Eukaryota; Metazoa; Arthropoda; Arachnida; Araneae; Theridiidae. The record is from RefSeq and is a predicted model, not a curated record.